This is a messenger RNA of Sabethes cyaneus, 1877 nucleotides long. Its product is annotated as U-scoloptoxin(19)-Sm1a. The coding region runs from base 432 to 827 and encodes 131 amino acids. NCBI's taxonomy places the organism in Eukaryota, Metazoa, Arthropoda, Insecta, Diptera, Culicidae. The record is from RefSeq and is a predicted model, not a curated record. The transcript is spliced from 4 exons.
AUGAUGGCGUGGCACUACCAGUAUAAGGUGCGGUGUGAAAACCGCGAAUCUAAAGUGCCGCCCAUAUAAAAGCUAUUGAUUACUCAUAAACGGUCGUCAGUCGUCAGUUCAGAGCACUAACAGCUAGCAUCCAGUGAAAUAAUCGGUGUAGAUCAGGGCGUCAAGUUAAAUUAUACGAAUUUAAAUUUUGCCAAAUAUUCGGAAACACCAGCAGUACCCGAAUACGUACCAUAAAGUUCUGUCAUAUUCAUAGGACCAAGUGUUUCAAACGGAAAUUAAGUGUUUAUCAGUGCAGUGAAUGUUAGUGCCCGCCAAGUACGAGAACUAAGCUUAAAUUGAAUCAAUUGUAAAUCGGCUCAAUUGCCAUCGGAUUAACAGUGAGAACAUUUCGGCAAACCGCAACGCUGCAUCAACGCGCUGAAGGCUGAAACAUGAGUGUGUACCCGUUGACCUUGUUGCUGCUCUUGGUGAUGGCAUCCGUUUACACUUGUUCUGGAGCUGAAAUUCCGCUGCCCUCGGUCUACGAGAAUGGUGGCGAAGGGCGCUCAUACAUGGGCGUUACAGUGUAUAAAGUGGAAGACGCUUGCGCCAGACAGGGAGGACUGUGCGUGCAUAAAUCUGACUGCCAGUCACCCACAACGAAGAAGGGCCUUUGUCCGGAAAAUGCCCAUCGAGGCGUUGAGUGCUGUUAUGAAGUCAUUCCAGUGAAAGGUGGUCUAACGUGUGCCGAAUAUCUGGGCUCUUGUAUGACUUCCUGCAAUGCCCUUGGAUUAAGACGACCUGCUACGGACUGUGCAGAUGACGAGCAUUGUUGUAUAUUGGUUUAACUUCAUGUAUAUCGCGAUUUUUAUUUGUAAUAAUGCAUUAUAAGAGGAAAUGAAAUGGGAAACGUCAACUAACGUGUGAAGAGCAUCUAGGCGUCGUAUGUAUGGACGACUGGAUUAUCAUUGACCUGAUACGACCUGCAAGGGACUAUAAUAUGGGCCAGUUUCAAUGUGGAUUUUCAGAAGAAAUAUAAAAAUAUAAAAUUUGUAUCUACGUGUCUGGAAGAAAAAUAUGUGGGUCAGGUGUCCGAAAGACUGCGUUUGGAUAGGUAUGAUGAAUUAAAUGAAAACUUGUUCCUAUUGCAAAAUAAAAAGAAAACAAUUACACUGAAGCAAUCGUUUGUGUAUAAUUUAAAGUUGACAAAUUUAACCAAUGCUAGGUAUUAUAUCAAAACAUGUUGAUCCUUUUCUUUAAAAAAACUUUGUUAACGAAAAGAAUCCACAAGUUUUGAUAUAAUCAGUACCGUCAGUACAAUGAUGUAAAUAUUUAACGGGAAAUCAGCAGUCAUUGACUUUUCGUCGCAAAGCUAAAUUUCGGAAGCAGUUUUUGGGUACAAAAUAGGGGUUCUGUAUUUAAAAACGUUUCACUGCAUUCUUCUUGCCAAUCUGAACACAGUGAAUAUAUUUACAUGAACAGAAUUUUUGUUUCCAACAAAAAAACUACUUUUGAAAUGUACAAAAUCAAUGACGACUCAUCUCACCUUAAGCAAACAAAGUUAAUAUCUUUGGUAGAGUAUGGAAGUUAGUAUACUUGACAGCAACUCGAUUAUUUUAGAGUGGUUAGCAUGAAGUGAUAUGAUGUAAUAUACUGAUUAAUAAAAUAUUGAAAAAUGUUCGCUUCGGGAGCUGCAUUCAAUCAUACAAGUGAAAAUCAGGAACAGAAAAUACAAAUGUCAAGCGUACCUACUAAUAAAAUUUCUGAGACAGUUUUGGUUGAAUAAUAAUUUUCCAAAAAGUAUAAAUAAGGAAGAAUUAGGAAAGAAAGUUGCGCAUGGACAACUCCCGAAACUUGAUGUACCUUUUCGUUAAAAAUCAUGUAAAAUAGAAGUAAAA